AUGGCUUCCGCGCAGGUGAAUGGCUACAAGCCUGCUGUUGCAGAGCAGCAUGAACAAGCUGCUUUCUACGACCAGUGGCUGCAAUUAAAGGAGGCUGUUCUAGCAGACAAACACGCACGCUUUAGGUUGCCAGCUGCUGUAAGACAGCGGCUUCAAUCUGCCGUCGCGCCAUCGUCUACUUCCAACUAUGCCUCAACUUUGCAGCUACCUGGCCUUUCUAAUGCGCAAAGCAGAGAACAGGCAAUGCUCAACUCGUCUCAGGGUGCUGCUACUGCUGCUUCUCUUCUAGGAAAUGCGCAAGCCUUUUCACAGAAUGCGUCCACAGCAUCAGGGACAGUUGCUUCUAGGAGUGGCAUUGACCCAGUUCUGUUGACAAAAUCUGAAGAUUUGAUCAGAGCAGAGAUACAGCUGAAGAGACAGCGAAUUGAGAGACAGCUCAAAGAUGCAGCAGAGCAGCGCAGACACACUCCCUUCUUCAAGAAUCAGGAAGACAUGGCACCUCUUAUUGGUCUGACCGAGACUUUUGAGAAAGCGCUUGAAUUGGUCAGGCCUAUUUCGGGUCUCAAGCCCCCUGCUAAUGCUCAAACUACAGCGAGUGAUUCUUUCGACGAGAAUUCAUAUUACUCUAGCCAGGCCAACGAUUGGUCGUCAGAAGAGGGCUCGCCCAACAAGAGAUCAGAAGCGACAGGUCUGGCAAGUAGCGCACCUCCUUCUAAGCAGCAUCCUGUCCAUGUUGAACAUGAUGACAAGCAGCAUCGCCCUUUGCACAAUCUCGAUCAGCACGAAUCCGAAACUCUCUACGACGCCGAAAGGGAGGAUUCGGAGGAAUACUCACCACCGGAUGCA
This is a messenger RNA of Aureobasidium melanogenum CBS 110374, 846 nucleotides long. RefSeq lists its product as uncharacterized. NCBI's taxonomy places the organism in Eukaryota, Fungi, Ascomycota, Dothideomycetes, Dothideales, Saccotheciaceae. The record is from RefSeq and is a predicted model, not a curated record. The annotation marks the transcript as partial. The transcript has a single exon.